This is a messenger RNA of Echinostoma caproni, 1455 nucleotides long. The record is from the annotation of a GenBank genome assembly. Lineage: Eukaryota; Metazoa; Platyhelminthes; Trematoda; Plagiorchiida; Echinostomatidae.
GGUUUCGCUUUCGGCGCUGCUGAGCGCAGCUCGCUGAAGUUGACGGGACUUAUCCCGCCGCUAGGGGGCAAGGGAGCGGACCUGAAAGAGAGUGCUGCAAUGGAAUAUGUCGAGAACGUUAGCAUGACUCGUUUACGACGUUUCGAGUCCGAUUUCGAUCGUUAUGACUGGCUCAUGAACUUGGCAGACCACAAUAAGGAACUGUUUUACCGUCUUAUGAACAAGCACGCAGAUUAUAUCAUGCCUUUGGUGUACACCCCAACUGUCGGUCUGGCGUGUCAAAACCUCAGCCUCGUUUAUAAAAGUGGCAGGGGUUUGUUCAUUACUAUCCACGACAAAGGUAACAUCAAAUCCAUCCUACAAAAUUGGCCGGAGAAAGACAUUCGAGCAAUCGUGGUCACGGAUGGUGAACGUAUCCUCGGUUUGGGAGACCAAGGUGCCUUUGGCAUGGGCAUUCCAGUUGGCAAAUUGUCACUGUAUACUGGACUGGCUGGUAUCCCGCCACAACAUUGCUUGCCCAUCACUUUGGAUGUGGGCACAAACAGUGAGACCCUUCUAAACAGUCCGCUGUACUUCGGAUUGAAACAGAAACGUGUCACAGGACAAGAAUACGACGACCUGAUUGACGAGUUUAUGGAGGCUUGUGUUUCAGUAUAUGGGCAGUCCGUUUUGAUUCAAUUCGAAGACUUUGCCAACCACAACGCUUUCCGCUUGCUGCACAAGUAUGACAAGAAAUAUAGCACGUUUAAUGACGACAUUCAGGGAACUGCUUCAGUUGUCCUAGCUGGAUUGUUGGCGUCACUGCAACUGACCGGACGCAAGUUGUCCGAGGAGCGAAUCUUGUGCUAUGGAUCUGGUGAAGCUGCUAUUGGUUUUUCGCAUUUGGUCACCCGAGCAUUGACACGUCGUUACGGUCUAUCUGAGGAGCAAGCAAAGGAACAUUUGUUCCUUGUGGACAGCAAAGGUCUGGUCGUGAAAGAUCGAAAAACGGGUGGUUUAACCAGUCACAAACUGGAGUUUGCUCGACCUGCUGGGACUCCCGAACUUACUUCGCUAGAAGAGAUAAUCAAAUAUACUAAAUGUACCGCGCUGCUUGGUGCAGCAGCCGUGCCACGCACGUUCACUCCGAAGAUCCUUGGUUUGAUGGCUGAACUGAACGAAAAGCCGCUAAUCAUGGCUCUGAGCAAUCCAACCGCGAUGGCUGAAUGUACCGCUGAGGAAGCGUACAAGUAUACCAAGACAUUGGCUGCUAUGGUUUCGGACUCUGACUACAAUUUAGGGCGUAUCUUCCCACCUCUUAGUGAUAUUCGUCGUGUAUCCUCAUCGAUUGCGCGCGAGGUGAUUUUGGCUGCAAUCCCGGAGGGUCGGUGCCAUGCAGUUGAAGGGAAGAAACCGACUGCGGCGGAAGUAGAAAAACUUGUAGCUGAGUUCUCCGGUUACCCUCCGGAGAAGUAA